Messenger RNA from Rhipicephalus sanguineus (brown dog tick), 2037 nucleotides. RefSeq lists its product as uncharacterized. Lineage: Eukaryota; Metazoa; Arthropoda; Arachnida; Ixodida; Ixodidae. The coding region runs from base 223 to 1740 and encodes 505 amino acids. The record is from RefSeq and is a predicted model, not a curated record. Gene Ontology annotation, molecular function: protein binding. The transcript has a single exon.
AUCCAACGCGUCGCAGUGAUCACGUUAAGCAAAGUUUUCGUGUGCCAUCAAGGCACGCGCCGCGUUCCCACAAGCUACACACUGCACGUUCGAUGAGCGCCUCUCUCAAAGGUAUCGACCCUCUCUGUGGGGAGAGGACGCGGUCCCUAUCGUGCCAAAAUAUCCCCACACCCGCCCGAGCAGUCGCAAAUCGAUUGCGAGAGGGCCUCUCCGGGAAGGUGGAUGAGUUUUCGCGGGGAACCGUGCUCGGACAUGUUUUCGUUUUCCGAUUUCUCGGAUCCUUGCGACGACACGGAAAUGCUCCGAAGAAUAGAAAUCGUUGGACAAUUGGCGAAGCGUGGAAAGAAGAAGAACCAGAAGGCCAGGAAGCGAAAAUCUCGCAUUGAUUUCGACGAGUGCGCGAAGCCGCGCCGACCAGUGCAGGGCAACCGCUCAAGUACGCACUCCGACCAAUCCACUCUGGAAGCAUGGCAGCCAAAGUGUCGCAUUGAUUUCGACGAGUGCGUGAAGCCACACAGACCACUGCAGAGCAACCGCUCAAGCACGCCCUCGGACCACUCCACUCUGGAAGCUAACUGUACGGUGAUGGGAACGACGUGGGAAUACACGCUGACCGGCUUCACCCGAUUUGAACGGAGACGUUUGGUUUUCCUCGAGCCUAUGCCCGCAUCAAGAGUGUGUAGCGUCUGCGGUCUGGUGUCUUUCCUGGUUCUGAACUUGCCAUGCGGUCAUGUCUUCUGCAAUUUCUGCAAAGUGCCGAUCGUAAGAAAACAGAAGUGCCCUAUAGACGGCAUUAAGUACGGUAAAUACGAUGCUCGUGAGAGUGCGAACUCCAACUUGGAAUCCCUUCGGGUUCUCUGUUGGGUCGGCGGAGCAAAGUGCGGAUUCGUCGGCACGCUGUAUGACGUCAGGCAACACAUGAAGAACUGCGACGCCGACGAAUACAAGUGUCCCAACUGUGGUGGCUCGGUCUUUCGCAGAGACGCGGUCGACCACUGCCACCAGUGCUACGGAGGUCACUCAGUGGCGGGCAGCGUGGUUCCGUCGAAUGUCCUCGAAAACCCUCGCGUCAGCGACAAGGACGCGGAAGCACAGGGACGGCGAGCGUCGUCGGAAAACACGACGAAGAAGAGCGCAGACGUGCAGGUGAGCAACUGCCUAAUGGAAAAAAUGGCCGAGCAUGAGGGCGAGGCGCUGCCGUUGGGCAAAGGAACCGAAAGCCAGGUCCACAGCUGUGCGCUUCAAGGUUCCUCGAAGGCGCCAAUCACCGCUGGACCAUACCGAGCCGCAUCUAAGCCGGGCGUAUCCAUCGCAAUGUGUGUCUUCAAGGACGUGCACACCAAAGCUAGUUUAGUCAAAGACGAUGAGAUGGACCUGAACAUAACCAGCGACCAGUGCACGCUAGCCGGCUAUACAUUUCGGGUUAGGUGCCACUUUCUCGGCAACGAACAACUGGGAGCCCGCAUUCAUUUUGUCUUCUUCCUCGAAAGCGGUGAGUGGGAUGACAACGUCAUUUGGCCGUUUGCCAAAAAGCUCACCUUGGUACUCUCACACCCAUUGGACGCGGAGAAAGACAUCAGGCUGCCUCUGACCGUGGCUGAAAAUGAGGACACUGCCAGGAAACCUGAUCCCCUGGUUCCUAAUAACGGCUGCAAGACACGGGACGUGCAUUGGGAUUGUAUUCUGCAGCACGGUUACGUUGGCAAGAAGAAGCUAUACGUGAAUGUAGAGAUGGAGUAGCGAAUGCGUGCAUGUGUCUUUUUUCGUGUUGUUUCGCAGUAUUGAAUGUCGUGUUGUAAUAGAUUACUGAAUGUGUUCGUCGUGAGGAAGCUGGGCCUGUAUACUGUAAUGUUUUGGCGCAUUUGCGCCGUUCAAUUUAAGCGCUGGCUAUUGGAGAAGCCAUUGACGUUGGUCGCAAGUUAAAUCCCAGUUUAUCCCUUGAUAAACUGGGAAAGUGACGUCGUCGGCAAACACGAUGUAGUACUUGUUUUUCUUGGAUCCCGUUACGUUUCAAUCGAGUUAAUAAAAUUAUGGCAU